Messenger RNA from Notodromas monacha, 1646 nucleotides. The record is from the annotation of a GenBank genome assembly. NCBI's taxonomy places the organism in Eukaryota, Metazoa, Arthropoda, Ostracoda, Podocopida, Cyprididae.
AUUUAUCUUUCUCGAUCCGUAGGUUGUGAAUGUGUGUGUGACCAUGGCGCGUUCUGAAUCAUUAUCUAGUGAUGAUUCUCUGCGCCAUCAAUUUCCUUCCGAUCUUUGGAAGGAUUACUUGUUUAAUCUCCAGUCACAAGCUCCGCUCCCGCUGCCAAUUUAUUCGCGGAGAGAAAUCGUAGGCAGACCGAAACCUAUGCAAUAUGGCAGAGAGUUUCAUGGCUCAAUCGGACGCGACGAAGCGGAAAUGUUGCUGAAAAACAAGGAAGGAGCUUAUUUGGUAAGGGAAAGUCAAUCGGCAGUUGGAUCAUAUGCUUUGAGCAUGUGGGUGAAUGGUGCAAUCAAGCACUACAUGCUAUAUUACGACGGGAAGUCUCACUUUUUACGAGAAGACAAGAAAUACGACACCUUACGGGAUCUUGUAGCAGAUGGUUUGAUCUUCAUGUUUUUAGAAGCUCGAGCUUCAGAUUACAUUGAACGGAUGUUUCGUGAAGCUUCAUACGCUUCCAGUCCGUUUGUGACCCUGCAGGCCAAAAAGCGCGAGUUUUCGCUGCGAAGAACUCUGAAGAAUCACAAAGUCGUCGACUGGCGACGGUCGUCGGAGGUUGACAUCCAGUCGUAUGAAAAGCAGCAUACUUUCCAGACGCAAACAUUCCGUCGGUUCCACUGGUGUGACCUCUGUGGGAACUUUUUGUGGGGCGUCGUUGCGCAGGGUGUCAAAUGCGGCGAUUGCGACUUUGUGGCGCACGAACGGUGUUCCAAGCGAGUGCCGGCGACUUGUUCGCCGGAAAUGAAACAUUUGCGCGGCGUCUAUGGCGCCGAUCUCACCGGCGUCUGCAAGGCCAUGAACCGUUGUCCGCCGUUUGUCGUUGAUCUGUGCAUUGAGGAGAUUGAAGCGAGAGGCUUGCACAUUGAGGGUCUGUACCGAGUGUCGCCGUCCAGUGAUGAGCUGGACACCCUGCGGUUCACUUUGGACCAAGGCAAGUGUCUCUGGAUGAUUUUUGUUCCGUUUGAAGAAAGUGGAAUACCGUAUUCACUUGAGAAAGACAUGUACCUUAAUAUGGAAGCGACCAACCUGGCCAUUUAUCCGGAUAUUCACGUGAUUUGUGGAGUGCUGAAAUUGUUCUUCCGACUGCUGCCAAUCCCUCUGAUUCCUUAUGAUUCUUACCGAGACGUUAUUGCGAGCGUCCAAAAUAACAUCACCGAAAAGGCAAAGCUUAAAUCGCUGAAGACGGCCAUUCAGAACAUUCCUCCUGCUCAUUAUUCUACUCUCAAGGCUUUCAUGGUUCAUCUGGCAAGAGUUGCCGCAAGAUCUCAAGUGAACCGGAUGACAGCGGAAAACCUGGCGCUGAUCCUGGCGCCGUCGUUGCUCCGGUCGCCGCACAUCUCACAGCCGCCUUCUCCGUGUGCCAAACGCGGCUCAGACGCCGCCAAAGACGUCCCGACGUUCCUCAGCAACCCGAUGGAGACGAUCCCAUUUGAGCGGUCUGUGAUAGAGUUGCUCAUCGUUUACCAACGUGAAAUGUUCGAUGCCUGAGUCGCACUCAAUUAUGCGACUUGAUCUUGUUCCUUUUUUUUUCACGCUUGUCUUCACAUUUGCUACGCGGUUAAAAAAAAAACCGAACUUUUUCGAAAAGUUUUUUUUU